Messenger RNA from Etheostoma spectabile (orangethroat darter), 2558 nucleotides. RefSeq names its product solute carrier family 2 member 2 (gene slc2a2). Gene Ontology annotation, biological process: dehydroascorbic acid transport. The transcript is spliced from 12 exons. Lineage: Eukaryota; Metazoa; Chordata; Actinopteri; Perciformes; Percidae. Gene Ontology annotation, molecular function: D-glucose transmembrane transporter activity. Bases 135 to 1661 code for a protein of 508 amino acids. Gene Ontology annotation, cellular component: plasma membrane; brush border. The record is from RefSeq and is a predicted model, not a curated record.
AGUACUAUCAGCACUGUAGAUCUGCAUGUGUGUGUGUACACGUGUUUGUCGAUUGGUGAGUGGACACAGCGUGAUCGAGCCUAAUAGCCUUCACUGAUCAUUACCAACCUCCUGGCUGACACUUUAGACCCAUCAUGGAGUCGGGAAAGCAGCUCACAGGUACAUUAGCCCUGGCUGUGUUCGCAGCAGCUCUGGGGUCCUUGCAGUAUGGCUACAGCCUUGGAGUCAUCAACGCACCCCAGAAGGUCAUUGAAAAGCAUUACGGCCAGUACAUGGGGGUGUGGUCGGAAAGGGUGGCUGUCCUGUCAGAAAACGCCACAGACAAAGAAAAGUUCUCAGAGCCGGGACAACACCCUGAAGUGAUCAAGUAUUGGUCAUUGUCUGUGGCCAUCUUCUCCAUUGGUGGCAUGUUUUCCUCCUUCCUGGUAGGAUUUGUGGGAGACCUGAGAGGGAGGGUAAAGGGCAUGCUAAUGGUCAAUUUUCUGGCUGUAGUUGCCGGACUGCUGAUGGGUCUUUGCAAGAUGUGGAAACCUCACAUCAUGGUCAUCUCCGGCCGGGCUGUUAUGGGCUUUUACUGUGGGUUGACAUCUGGGCUAGUGCCUAUGUACAUUGGAGAGAUUGCACCCAAAGCUUACAGAGGGGCUCUGGGAACGUUACACCAGCUGGCUAUUGUCAUGGGCAUCCUAAUCAGCCAGGUAAUAGGCUUGGACUUUGUAUUAGGUAAUGAUGAUAUGUGGCCCCUAUUGCUUGGUCUGUCUGGAGCACCAGCAGUUUUGCAAUCCCUUUUGCUGCCUCUAUGCCCUGAGAGCCCCCGGUACCUUUACAUCAUUCUGGGAAAGGACCAAGAGGCUAAGAAAAGUCUGUAUCGUCUAAAGGGGGCGUAUGAUGCAACUUUUGAUCUGGAAGAGAUGAGGAAGGAGAAAGAGGAGGCAGACAGGGAGCCCAGAGUGUCAAUCCUUUCUUUGAUCCGCUCCUCCGUGUACAGACAGCAGCUGGGUGUUGCCCUCAUGAUGCACCUCUCCCAACAGCUGUCUGGCAUCAAUGCGAUCUUUUAUUACUCUACGGAUAUCUUCACUCGGGCUGGUGUUGGUCAGCCAGUAUACGCCACUAUAGGAGUUGGGGUCAUCAACACUAUCUUCACUAUGGUGUCUGUUGCACUGGUGGACAAGGCUGGCCGGCGCACUCUGACUCUGGUUGGUCUGGGAGGGAUGUGCUGCUGUGCAGUUGCCAUGACAGUGGGCCUCACAUUGCAGGAUAAAUACUCAUGGAUGAGCUAUGUCAGCAUGUCGGCCAUAUUCCUCUUUGUGAGUUUCUUUGAAAUUGGUCCUGGUCCCAUUCCGUGGUUCAUAGUUGCCGAACUGUUCAGUCAGGGACCUCGGCCUGCGGCCAUCGCUCUGGCUGGCUGCUGCAACUGGACCAGCAACUUCAUCAUAGGCAUGACUUUUCCAUAUAUACAGACUUGGUUGGAUUCUUAUGUUUUCAUCCUGUUUGCCGUGCUGCUUCUCGGUUUCACCGUGUUUAUUUAUCUUCGGGUCCCUGAGACCAAGGGCAAAAGCUUUGAGGAGAUUGCUGCUGUCUUCCAAAAGGGACGGAAAAAGUCGUCACAAAGCCCCAAGGACGCUACUGAACUGCAGCAGCUUAAAACAGCCACAGACGCUUGACACAAAUGCUCUGUAUUGGUGGGGUCUAUUUGUAUGUCUGUUAAAAGUGUGCAGCCAUCUGUCAGUAUUUCAAAGGUUUUAAGUAUUUAUGUACAUGUAUCCUUUUAGGAGUCUAUUCUUAUAAUUACUUGGUGAAUUAAGGAUUUGUUUUGCACAAGAUGACAGUUUUAUAAUGUAAAUUGUCCGUUAUAUGGAGUGGUGCUUACAUUGAAUCCAAAUAAAAACUUAUAUUGUGACUUAAAAGUUAAAUUGGUGUUAGUCUCGCAUUGCCAGACCCUCCUUCACAGCGCUGCGGAUGAGGGUCUGGCUAGUCCACACACAUUUUCGUGGUGGGAGAAAAACGUGUUCUGGUUUAUUGGAAUUUCUUUAAACCAAUCACAAUCAUCUUAGGCGAGCAGAGCCACGGUCCCGCUGACAAAUAGCUUCGUAAAGAAACUUGUUUUUGUGAAACGUGUGUACGUUCAAAAGUUGUUUAAGUCGUGCAACAGAAAAAUCCGAUUGGACAGAUGGUCUAGCUAGCUGUCUGGAUUUACCCUGCAGUUAACCAUAGUCCUCAUCAAUCCAUCUGAGUUUUACCACAGGGAAAGUGGAAGGUAACGGACAUCCGUCCGAAAAUAGUGUCAUCCGGCAGAAUAUCCCACAGAACGAGAGCCAUCCCGUAAGUGGAACGUCGUGGAUAUAGACUAAAGUGGCGUCUAUCAUUACGGAAUUACAUACCUAUUUGUAAUUGAAAGCGGUUGCUUGUAUAGUUGAAUUAAGACCCAACCUAGCCGUUUCCCUCAGCUCUACUGACCUUUAUAGCGUGUUUUAUUGAUGUGGUUUGGGUUCACUUCCACUGCUCUCAUAGCUUUGUUUUUCUGCCACAGCAGCGAGAAGCUGUUUUCAUCGAAUAAGGUC